CCUGGCUCUCUCUGUGGCCUCAGCACAGUGGACCAGAGUGUCUUCAUCCUGGCACCCGGGAAACAGCUUGAUGCUCAGAAGGUGUUUGCAUUAUUACCAACUUUGGACUCAAAAAUUGAUGAUGCUGUUGAGGACUUGAAGUGUGAAUGGGAUCAUCCCAUCACGUAUCCCCUUCAUGGCCCUCCUGCGGUUCUUAAGGUACAACAGCAGCCAACGAUGAUAACAAUUUGAAAUUGGGAUUGAAGGCCAUAACCAAUAUGGCUCUAGAGGGCCCUUCAUGUGACUUCAUCUAUUCCGAAGAUUAUGAAACGCUGGAAAUGGAAGCCGAGCUCGAUUAUGGAGCUGCCAGUGAAGAUGAGAGUGAAGCUGCAAGCGUGACGGUCCGCACAGUCUUCCCAGAAACAUGGCUCUGGGCCCUGGCUGAGGUUGGAGAGUCUGGGAACACACAGGUCCCUGUCACCGUCCCCGACACCAUCACCACCUGGGAGACGGAGGCCUUCUGCCUGCACCCAGAAGGCUUUGGUCUCGCCCCCCCAGGCCAGCUCACCGUUUUCCAGCCCUUCUUCCUGGAGCUAUCCCUGCCAUACUCCAUCAUCCGUGGAGAGACCUUCCAGCUCAAAGCCACAGUCUUCAACUAUCUGCCCAAGUGCAUCAUGGUGACAGUGACUCCAACUCCCUCAUCAGACUUCACUCUGAGCCCCUCUGCUGAUGGCCAGUACUCCUCCUGUCUGUGUGCCAACGGCAGGAAGACCUUCAGCUGGACCCUGGUACCCUCCGUACUGGGAUUGAUGAAUGUGACCGUGACUGCGGAAGCUACCUCCUCCCAGACCCUGUGUGGAAAUGAGUUGGUGUCUGUGCCUGAGAGGGGCCGCAUUGACAUAGUCACACGCCCCCUGCUGGUCAAGGCUGAAGGAACAAAGAAAACAGAGACCUUCAAUUGGCUCCUAUGUCCAAAGGGGGGCGCUUUGAUAGAGGAUGUGGAGCUGAAAUUACCAGCAGAUGUCAUAAAUGGAUCAACACGAGCUUCCGUCUCUGUGCUGGGAGAUAUCUUGGGUCGCGCCCUGAAGAACAUGGAGGGUCUCCUGAAGAUGCCGUAUGGGUGUGGAGAGCAGAACAUGGCCAUCCUUUCCCCAAACAUCUACAUCCUGCAGUACCUGCAGAACACUGGCCAGCUCACCACAGACAUCAGAGAGAGAGCCAACAACUUUCUCAAGAGUGGAUACCAGCGACAGCUGAACUACAAACACAGUGAUGGGGCUUAUAGCACGUUUGGCUCAGGAGACGGGAACACGUGGCUAACUGCGUUUGUGAUGAGAUCUUUUGGAAAAGCGAAGUCCUUCACCUACAUUGACUCGCGGAUUCUAAGAUCUGCUGAAACUUGGCUCAGAAAUAAACUCCAGCCGUCCGGAGUUUUCCAUAUGCAAGGGAAGCUCUUCAACAACCGAAUGAAGGGAGGAGUAAAUGAUGACGUCACCAUCACUGCUUACAUCACAGCAUCGAUGCUGGAACUGGACAUGCCUGUACACGAGAGCACCAUGAGGUUCCUCAAGUCGUCCGUCAGUGAUCUGUCCAACAUGUACUCCACUGCUCUGCUGACCUACACCUUCAGUCUGGCUGGAGAAGCAGAGAUCAGAGCUCAGCUGCUCAAACACCUGGACACAGUAGCGACUUCUAGUGGCGGCAAUGCGCUACACUGGUCCUCAUCCUCCUCAGAGCUGCCUGAUUCCCUGUCAGUGGAGACGAGCUCUUACGUGCUGUUAGCCGUCCUAACCAAGCCCACGCUGACCACUGCAGACCUGGGCUACGCCAGCAGGAUCGUCAGCUGGCUAGUGAAGCAGCAGAAUCCAUAUGGAGGCUUUUCUUCCACGCAGGACACAGUGGUGGCACUGCAGGCUCUGGCCCUGUAUGCCACUGUGGUCUUCAGUCCACACGACUCCAGCACCGUCACAGUGCAGACACCAGGCGGCGCCAAACAGCAGUUUGAGGUGAACCAGCUCAAUGCCUUGCUCUACCAGGAGGGGGCGCUGUUGGAGCUUCCUGGGAAGUUCAGCAUAGAGGCCAAGGGCUCCGCUUGCGCUUCUAUUGGGGUGGCUCUUUUCUACAAUGUCCCAACUUCCAGUGACAAGACUACCUUGGCUAUCACAGCUCAGGCCCAGCCACAGACUGAGGGAGAGUGCAACAAGGCCCAGGCACAGAUCCUCAAUGCGGAGAUCACUGUCCUUUACCAUGGUCCUCAGGAGAGCACCAACAUGGCCAUUGUAGAUGUCACCAUGCUCUCUGGCUUCACUCCUGACCCCGCCUCUCUCAAACUUCUUAAAGGCAUCAAAUUGGUGGACAGAGUAGAGAACAAAGACGACCAUGUUCUCAUCUACCUGUCCCAGGUCCAAAAGGGUUCACCUGCUGUCUACAAACUGGCCAUCCAACAGGAUGUCCCAGUGAGCAACCUGAAGCCAGCCCUGGUCAAGGUCUACGACUACUACCAGCCCAGUGACCAAUCUGAGGCUGAGUACUCGUACCCUUGUGCAUAGGAUGGUCCUGACAGUAUGUGUGUGUGUUCAUUUGUUACUGUUAAUUUAUCUUAACAAUGAGACACUGAACUUCCCUGUUUAGGUUUUUAAAUACUUUUGUAACUCUAUAAUGGUGAUAUAGUACAUUUUACUGAGUAAACUAGACAAACCCGCCUAGUGCCAGAAAACACCAGGUGAGUGUACUUCUAUACUUCUCAUGUUAUAGUCUAGCAUGCCGGCAUAGUGAUAUAGCAUUCCCAAAACCUGUUACCUUUGUAUUGGGCUACAUACAAGCCAUUUGUCACAGUAUAAUUACCUUUGUCUUUGCACAACACUUUCUCACUGCUUGUUUCAUCAUUCCUCUGAAAAAUCAGUAGCCUAAUAAUAAAUGUAUAGCCUAAUAAUAAUAAAAAAUAAAUAUUGAAAUUGAAA
This is a messenger RNA of Engraulis encrasicolus (European anchovy), 2939 nucleotides long. Its product is annotated as alpha-2-macroglobulin-like. Bases 258 to 2528 code for a protein of 756 amino acids. The transcript is spliced from 22 exons. The record is from RefSeq and is a predicted model, not a curated record. Gene Ontology annotation, molecular function: endopeptidase inhibitor activity. Gene Ontology annotation, cellular component: extracellular region. NCBI's taxonomy places the organism in Eukaryota, Metazoa, Chordata, Actinopteri, Clupeiformes, Engraulidae.